CUCAUGCUUUGCUCGUUCAGUAAUUGAGGUGGCAGCAGAAAUCAGUACGCUUGUCGACUCCCAACAGUUCGAAAAAUGAAAAGUGCAUGAUAAAGUGUAGAAUUGGAAAGAAUUGUUGCCCUCGUAAUAAAUAAUGAACUAUUCAUGCCGCUGUUUAAUGUUGUAAUUCGAGUACAAUUCCACRAAUAGAUGUUUUCCUUUGUUUGCGCCUUCGUCUGCGUGUUGCGUGUUCACUCUGGUAUGCCGCAGUGACAUUGCACUGCAGUAUGUCUUCCGGGGACAAUCUACAGCGGAGGAUUCGGUUUGAUUCGAAUCGUUUCGCUUCGUCUUUGGCUUACCAUCCCAGGGCCACCAUCGCUGCCAACGACGACACCGUGGCCACCGAGGCGCCGACUCCCAUCGAAGCACCGCUCGAGGCGGUGGGGGCCUCCGUGUCGGAGGAGUCGGAGACACCAAUGGGAGCGCCCGACGGCGCCUUCGACGUGCUGAUCGCCGGCAGCUCGUACGUUGGAGACGGCGUGGCCUCGACGGGAGCAACCGUGGGGGGGAGGGGCUCGCCGGAAACCUCGUCUUCGUCCUCCUCCUCCGGGACAAAGGUGGCGCAGUCGAGGGAGCAGCCCGCGAUCAGGUCCGUCACGUUCUGGGAGAGGUCGGCCCCGGCGCUCGUGAUGGUGCACCGGAAAAAGUCGUUCGCCUCCUGGCCGCAGGGAGGGCACCGCGAGGUGAUGGGGCAGAGGGCGGCCUCGACGACUUCGCACGAGGUGAUUUCGUCCUCGCUGGGGAUCGCCGCCAGCUCGUCCUCGGUCGGGAGGAGGGUGAGGCACAGGUUGGACAUGGCRCAGGGGAGGACAUCCUUCUCGAGCUGGCCCAUGCAGUCGGCCGGAAAGAAGUCGAGGAGGCCUUCCGGAACCAGGGAGAGGGCCAUGCCRUCCGGGAGUUGCUGGGCGCUUACCGCCGGGGGGGACGAGAGCCACAGGGCCAGGAGGGGUGCGAGGCGGGACGAGAAAGGAGGCAUGGUGGGUGGAGUAGAGUGUUGUAUGUGUGUUGAGGGAAUGGUGUUUGUCUUGCGGUGGAUUGCCGAAGGGCACUUGCGCAGCAGGAGGAGAAAAAAGAAUGUUUGUGACACAACGCAUCCGAUGCGUAGGAGUAUGACUACUAGUAUUAGUACUUACUCACGGAAGUGGAAUAAAACAGGUAUGCACGACUAUCGUAUCGUACCUUACGGAAGUUUCAGUACGUACAGAUUCGUAGGUACAGUACGUAUGCCAAAUUUACAAAAGAAGAUUUUUAAUUUGUAGAGCAUGUACCGUACGUACUGUAUUACAGUACAGUACUUCGUAUUAUUUUUUUAAAAGACCAUCGCGCGGGGCGAGAUUCAAAAGACAAAGAUCGAAAAGUAGCUGUAUCCCGCGCAAACAACAGAUCAAUCGAUAGUUCGAACGACACGUUAAGAAUACCAUACGGUACUGUACUCCCCUUUUGUCAGGGUGGUUCGAAAGUUUUGAGACAAAAACGCAUUUAUGUUCCGUUAGUGAGGCCCAACCCCAACCCCAACUAUUUCUGGCUCGAGAGACAAAAUGAUCUUAGGUAUUAGCUUCGGUCGGAAAAGUGGCACGAGACUUUUGAAUUUUAAAAACUAAUCAGCAUCACUUUUCCACCUUCUUUCUUCCAGCAAUGCUUCUUCAGCCACGAGAAGGCAAAACCAGAAACAAGGAGUCAAAAAGAAUCUGGAAAAAGGGGGGGGGGGAAAGGCAUCAAAUUAAAAACAAUGGGAACACAGGAAUUAUAUUUUGUCGAAAACUUGCGCGACUUUCCCAAAAGCUUUUCCACAAUUUUUUUUCGAUCGAUUAGUAUUUCAGUUUCGACUAUUCCACGUUACGAGCCGAUUAUCCCAAAAUCCCCGUCCGUCCUUCAUCAUACAGAAUGUCGUCAUUCGGUUGAAGUCAAUCAUGUUGUUCGUCGUGUUCUUUGUUUCAUACGGUACCGGUACAAAAACAUAUCGUACUGUACUAGGUACCGUACCGCACCGCACAGUACCGUACAACACACCACCUACGUUACUAUGCGUGCUUGGUAGUAUGGGCAUCGUACAAUACAACAUCUACUAUUCC
Molecule: messenger RNA, 2111 nt
Organism: Pseudo-nitzschia multistriata
Lineage: Eukaryota; Bacillariophyta; Bacillariophyceae; Bacillariales; Bacillariaceae
Source: the annotation of a GenBank genome assembly